Molecule: messenger RNA, 3489 nt
Organism: Cladocopium goreaui
Lineage: Eukaryota; Dinophyceae; Suessiales; Symbiodiniaceae
Source: the annotation of a GenBank genome assembly
AUGCCAGAUGAGCCGUACUCGGUGUCCGGUUGCAUCGGUGCCAAGUGCGCUGAGCCUGCUAGCUGGGAGGGCUAUGAUGUGGAGCAGGUGAGUGCUGAGAUGCUGACGUUCAAUGUCGAAGCAUCAUGCAAAAAGGGUUACUUGGGAUCAGCAGUGGUCACGAAGUGUGCCAAAGCUGGUGAAGCCUAUGAACUGACUGGUUGCAAGCCCAUCGUGACAACCACCGUGACUACUACUUCCACGACGACGACGACGUCAACCCAGACUAAGACCACGACGACUACGUUGACCACCACCAGCACCAUCACCAGCACAACCACCCAAACAACCACAGAGACAUCCACCACCGUCACCAGCACCAGCACUACCACACAGACCUCCACCACUUCCACAACGUCGACCACCACGAUUACCAACACCACCACCACCACAACCACCAGCACAUCUACAUCCACUACCACCACUUCUACUACGACAAAGACAUCAACAACCACCACCAGCACCUCGACAACAAGCACAUCGACCACGACCAAAACAACCACCACCACAAAGACUACCACCAGCACUACCACUACCAGCACUUCAACUAUCACAUCCACCACUACCACUACCACCAGCACUGUGACCAGCACUACAACCACCUCGACCUCUACAUCCACUGUGACCUCUACAACUGUAACCACCACUGAGACCAGUACCACGACCACCAGCACUGAAACCACCACCUCCACCACCACGGUGACAUCCACCAGCACCACCACGACCAGCACUUCCACUGUGACCUCCACCACCACCACUUCCACCAGUACCUCAACUACCACAACAUCAACAUCGACCAUCACUGAGACGACCACCACAACGACCAAGACCAGCACCAUCACUUCCACAACCACCACAUCCACCUCGACUGAGACAUCUACUUCUACCACAACCACCAGCACGUCCACCACGACCACAUCCACAUCCACAAGCACUACAACCACCUCUACCUCCACCACCACUGAGACAACGACGUCAACGUCAACCACCACGACGACAACAAGCACUUCCACCUCAACGACUACCACUACCACCAGCACUUCGACAGAAACAGAGACGAGUACUACCACCAGCACCGUGACGACGACAACGCUGACAGCCACAACUACCAGCACUUCAACCAGCACCACAACAACCACUAAGACAAGCACAACCACCACUACCAGUACGAGCACUUCGACGUCCACUUCAACAACCACUGAGACAUCUACAAGCACCAGCACAUCUACGUCCACAUCGACAUCAACUGUGACUGAGACUUCUACCACAACUACCAGCACCAGCACUGAGACUUCCACCACAACCACUUCAACCAGCACAAGCACCACAACAACAGUGACGUCGACAAGCACUUCCACCACUACCACGACCACUGAAACGAGCACCACUACAACCACCACAUCAACCUCCACGACCACAUUGACAUCUACUACAACCACAACUACCAGCACUUCCACCAGCACCACCAGCACUUCCACAAGUACUGUGACGACAACCACUGUUACAACAACCAGCACGACUUCAACCUCCACAACAACCACCACAAGCACUGCCACCAGCACCACAACAACGUCCACCAGCACUACAACGACAACCACAACUACAUCAACAAGUACAUUCACGACAACCACACUGACCACCACAAGCACAACCACCACGACAACUUCCACUUCUACUGUUACUACAACCACUGUGACUUCCACAAGUACCACCACCACGACCCAGACAACCACCUCAACUACAUCCACCUCCACCACUACAACCACUGACACCACCUUUGAGUCAACCACUACCACAACCAGCACCAUCACCACGGUGCCAACCACUACCUCAACCACAAGCUCCACCAGCACUUCGACAUCUACCACCACGGAAACCACCACGACAGUGACCACAUCUUCCACAUCAACCACCUCGACAACCGAAACAUCCACCAGCACAUCGACCACGACCUCAACUGAGACAUCUACCACGGUGACCAGCACCAGUACCAGCACCACCACAUCCACCAAGACCACCACCACAACAACCACCAAGACCAGCACUUCAACAUCGACUACCACCACCAGCACAACUGCCCAGACGACAACAACUACCAAGACAUCUACAACCACCACCAGCACUACCACCCAGACUACAACCACCACCAAGACCUCUACUACAACUACCACCACCAGCACCAUCACAACAACCACCACGAAGACAUCGACCACAACUACCACCACUAGCACGAUUACUACGACUUCGACCAAAACCUCAACCACGACCACCAGUACCAGCACAAGCACUUCCACAACCACUACCAGCACAACAACUCAGACAACCACCACCACUACCAGCACGGUGACAACAACAACGGUCACUGUCACCACCACCACAACGGCGACGACAACCACAGUGACUAGUACCAGUACCACCAGCACCAGCACCACCACCACCACUACAAAGGUUAAGACGUGUAGCGCACCAUCUGAUACGACCGGAUAUUCGGUCACCGAGAACGAGUUGACCAUCGAUGAUUUCAGCGUGGACGUCCGCUGCGCCUCUGGCUACAAGGGCAACUUGGCCAAAGUGGUCUCACAAGAUGCAUUGAAGAACUCAAGGCAGCCCUACAGCCACUGCCUGCUGGAACGACAAGGAGAGCUACUCUCUUUCGGGUUGUGCAAGAAUCCCAGACAACUACGUGUGCAUCGCACCAGACGUGUCGAAGGGAUACAUCAUCACCGAGAGCGACCUGCGGCUGAACUCCUUCAGGGUCACUGCGACUUGCGCACCUGGCUACAGAGGCACCGCGAGAGUGAGGCCAUGCAGUGGCAACAAGGAAUUGAUGUUGAGCGCUAUGAGGGGCUGGUUGCAAUUCAAAUUCCUUUCGACUUGGUUGCUGAAGCGGCGGUGACGCCAAGUCUGUCUUGGACGCAGAAAUGGUCAACGAUUGCACCACCGAAGGCGUCGGAAGGCGAGGUCUUUGCCAUCCGCUUGGCGGAGACGGGCCCCUUGUUGUACUCCUUGUGGGAUUUCAUUGAUGCCAUGCAGCACGGUUUGGUGGACCGAACACGUGGAAGCUAUGUGCCAAAGCAUGCACUCGAAGUGGCUUUCGUGCGUUCGGCUGCUGAUCAUUUGCUGCUUUGCACCCAAGACGACAAGGGAUUUGUUCAUCUUCCAGCACCUCUCACGGUGAGCACGGGUUUGUCAUUGGAAGCCUUGUGGCCAUUGCAUGGUCUCACGUUGCGACUGGAAGGUCAAACCUUUCCGUUCUCUCUUCACCUAGCAGCAACCAACCAGAGGCCUUGGCAAUUUCGUGGCAUGGGUUUGCAUGCCAUCAGCUACCAGACACCUUGGAAUCCACUAGAGUACGGCGAUGUACUCUGGGCCAGUGAGGCACAGGAUACCUUGUUGCUUGUGCCACUCCUGAUGAUCUUGUCAGACUUGGUCCUGGACCGGAAAGCUUAG